Messenger RNA from Porites evermanni, 9907 nucleotides. The record is from the annotation of a GenBank genome assembly. NCBI's taxonomy places the organism in Eukaryota, Metazoa, Cnidaria, Anthozoa, Scleractinia, Poritidae.
AUGGUUGAUGAAGGUCUUACAGAAUUGAUGUUUACAUCUGAUAAUCUGGGGAUAAUGGAGCAAGAAAAAUAUCGUCUGCCAGGAGGUACUACAUGUGCUAUACACUCAAGUUCAUUUCACUUCACUUCACUUGAUUGUCGUUGCUCACAAAUAGUGAAAGCUAAUUGAGGUGGGCACGGUGAUGAUAUUUUAGGUUGUACUCCUAGAAUAUUGGGAAUGUUUUAUUUUACAGGGUAAUUUCUUUUACCUGGAACAAAUAUCUUUUAAUUUCAUGGGCGAUAUUUUUUUGGAUAUGAAAUAUUAAUGGUCCUUACUUGCUUGUUUAGUCAAAUUUAACUUCUUAUUUCGUCUUUGUAUUCUUGUCCCCUUGCAGCAUUUUUAACAAUGAAUUUGCAAAAAGAUGAGGUUGAUUCUAUCAAGAGGCUCAAAAAGUUGCAGGUAAAGAUUUUUUUUAUUAACUUAGCCUCAGUUCAAGAAAUUCCACCCUUAAAUCGGUAAAAUUUGGUUCUAUGGCACAUUGUUUUUACUCCCUAGUCUAAGAAUGCAUAGCCCGCAAGAAAGCUGUCUAGCCGCGUAUGAACUCUGUCCCGCUUGCGCGUGCCUUCUCACAAUAUCGAAGUUGCCUAACGAAAAUUUCAAAUGGUCUACGUUUCAGCUCAAUUUCCUCUUUUUACCAUAUUAUUAUUGUGGCUUCAUUUCUGUAUCACCUUCCUCAAUGCACAAGCUCAGUUGUAGGUCUUAAAAAUUAUCAGGAACGCCUAAGGUUGUUUUCAGAUGGCUCACUAUUCAGUGCCCAACUUAUCUUUACCGUUGACUUGUCCCUUUCUCAAAAGUGGCUGCUUAAACAGGGGUUUGUUCUCCCGAAUAUGCGAUUUCUGAUCGAAACGUUGUACAUGUAAAACCAGAUGAGCCAUGAAGUUAGCAGAUCAUUGCAAUAAUGGCCGUUUUUAUAAUUAGAGGACGUUUAGACGGAUCAACGUUUGAAUGUUAAUUAAGCGCGAGGUUGAGUGCGUCCCAUCUCCACUGUAGAAGCCAUUAAAGCCUCCAUCCUGUUCGUGGGAAAGGCCUAAGAACGUUUGUUUAGGAGGCUAUUAAAGUGGACAGGGUCAUAUAUGGCUAUGACGUCUGUUAAGUGCAUCGAUUAUACAUGUGUAAGCUCAGACGCUUACUGCGUCUGCCUUUUUUCUUGUGUUUACACUAGAUGGUUUGGAAGUCGACCCCGGAUGGGGAGACUCCCGAGUGAAAGGGACUCAGAUAUUCGUUAGAACAUCAAAUUUAAAACCUCAACGAAGACUAAUCUGGUCUUGACUCAGGCUUUAUUGGAUCUUUAUAUGAGAGCAUAAACCUACUCAUAAUGACAGUGUUUCUUUUUGUGUUUUUCGCAACACGCUAAGUAAGUCGGCCAGCUACCCCUUCCUUUUGAUAUCGGAGCCUCUUUUCAGGUAUAAUAGAGAACUUUAGAUUCUAUUAAAAAAGACAAGGACGACUACAAGAGUGAUACUUUCUUAAUACUUAGUGCAGUGCACGUGCGUGAACCAGCCUCAAUCUUACAACGCGAUGGCAGCGAAAACAUCGCUUAAAAAGUGAAUUUAUGUUUUUCCAGUCUUAUCGUGAUUAUUCCUACCCAUCUACGAUUGAAUUAUCAAUGGUAGUAAUGUGGCUGUUUGUCUUCCAGCCUAAUAGACCUUUAAUGGUGGCAGAGUUUUGGCCAGGAUGGUUUGAUAAUUGGGGCGAUGGUCACUACAAAAUGGAUGUUGAAAAGACUACCACAAGGGUAUUGAACAUUCUUAGGGCUGGAGCCUCCAUUAACCUCUACAUGUUUCACGGUAUGGCGGAAUAUUUGUGGCAUAUUUUCCGAAACAAACAGAAAAGUAUUUUUCGGACUGAAUUGAUUCGUUAGUCUUUUUUUUUUUACCUAUUCCACACAAGCAAUGGCUGUUAAAAAGGGCCAAAUUCAUCUACGGUAAACAUAAGUCGAAAAAGUACUGAUAAAAUAAUCCUUAUCUCAGUGUCUAACAUUUAAGCAAGGUAGCUUUUGAUGGUAUCUUAUACAGUCUUUCACAGCAAAGUCAGCUCCACCGCGGGUGUUGUCAUGUGUAAGCUCGCAGACGUACAUGAGGCCAAACUGGGAGCCGCGAUUCUACUUAAGAAAACUUCGGUCAUAUCUUCUGUUCAGUACACUUGCUUUCGAUAGAACUCUUUAAAUGACUAAAACUCUACAACGCAGCAUAUAGAAAUAGACUCAACUAGCGAUGCUUUCCCUUUUUUUCUUUCAGGAGGCACUAACUUUGGAUUUAUGAAUGGCGCUCUUGUCAUUCCCUGGAUACGAAAAUUCUCUUAUCAAGCUGUUGUUACGUCAUACGGUAACAUGUUCUUUGGGAUUCUUCAGUUUUAAUACUGUGUCGGCCAUUUUGACGUUGUCCUUGAGACCGGGAACUGUUUUGGGGGACAAAUUUUGACCCAGUGUCUUUAAUAGUGUCCUAAAACAGUGCCUUAGAAACAAAGUACAAUUUGAUUCAAAUCUGACGCUUAAGCGUAGACAAAGAAUAGCCAAUUUACUCCAACCUGGCUCACUCCACACUAACGUAGACUCUUACCUAGUCGCUAUUUAUGUGUUUAUGGGCUGGGAGAAGAUUGAGGUUUGGAGGCACACUGUUGUGUUCCCAUAAGUCCCCGCGCGCUUCGAUUAUCAUCCAAUCUUCUCUCUUCUCAUCUGACUUAUNAUGAAGCGAAGCUGCGCAGCGCCGUUUUUUGAAAGUGGAGCGUGACAUUUCCGAUAGGUUUUGUGCCAUACUUUGGUGACAGCUUGUAAACACCUAUUCGGCCGGUCGUGGAAGUAAAUAAGUAGGAGCGAGGACUGGAACCCACUGAGACGGAAGUAAAUAUUCAGGAGUGAUGGAAUUUAGUUAACCAAAUCCUCUCAGCCAACCGUUCCGCAAGGUGAUGGACGUGUCGCCUCUUGGCAGUUGCUGUUCGUACUCUACCGCCUACACUAAACUAAAACGAAAAGGCACAUCUGGCGAUGCGGGUUUUUUCUCUUUGUUUUGAAUAGAGGCAACUUUAUUGUAUCAAUUUUGAUUUACCAUAACACUAUUAUAGUAUACAUGCUAUACAUCUAAAAUUAAUUACACUGGCCAGGGAUCUCAGCAAGCUCUCUUGAGCUCUCUUGAACGAUAACAGUUUUUGACUAGUGUGGGAUUUUUUUGACUAUAACCUGUUCCUUGUAGAUUAUGAUGCUCCAUUGUCAGAAGCUGGUGAUGUGACAAAGAAGUUCUGGGCUUUAUCUAAAAUUUUUAAAAAGUAUAACCCAAGCUCCAAUCAUAAAGGUUGGCCUUUUUUAGUACUAACACACAUUAGGGACCGAUCAUUAUUUAUCACCUGUGGGGUGGGAGGAGGAUUUUGGGGGGAUUACUUGAUUUUUAGGGAAACAAAAGGGGGGGAUCAGUUGUAAACUGAGAACCUAAAGGGGGGAAUCACUGAAAACUUUGGAAGGAUUCAGAGGGAGGGCCACUCAAGUUUGCUUGGAAAAUGAAGACAGGGGAUCGCGAAAGUCAUAAAAUGUUAUUAGGGGGAAUCACUUCAGUGAAGUAACAUUCAAAGGCGGGAUCGGCUAAAUUUCACCUUUUUUAGCCCCAAAUCCCCCCCCCCCGGCGAUAAAUAAUGACCGGUUCCUUAUUUGGUGGCGUUGAAAUAAAAUUCAGGGUCCGCCUAGUUUGAUUACCAGUUUUUUUUUUUGUCUUACCCAGCUUUUUUGCAAAAUCAGAAACAAAGCAAUUGAAAGUGAAACUAGUUUGAAACUAUCUCAGCCAGAAUUUUAUUUUUAUUGGUUGCGUGUAGCAGGGUUAACUAAAUCUUCAUACAUCUUUCGUAAUUUCAUAACGAUUUCUAAAGAGAGUCGUAAAACAACUGUGACUAGCUCUGACUGUCUCAUACGACUGCGAUGUGUCUUACAAGUUACCCUUAACGAUUGAUGUAUUAUUUGCCUCCUAGUUGAUAAGAGUCUUCUAUACCCAGAGAGGAGAGCAUAUGGUAAUUUAUGUAAUUGUUAUUUGUUAUUGUCAAAUACAAGCCCCUGUAGAAGGCGCCGGUUCUUGUAGGGUGAAUGGAGAAAUUUCGAUAACGCGCGCGCACGAGUUGAGGGGAGAAAAGGAAAGGAGGCCUCCUCUCCCCUUCGCCAGUUCCCCUCGCGCGCUCUAUAAAAACUUACCAAAAUAACUGGCGUCUGUCACGCAUGCUUUUGUAUAUAAUACUUGAUUUUGUACGGGUUACUUCUCUAUUUUUAUUUUUAGCAACAGGGUUUUUUUGUCUUUCAUGACAUCUAGGUAAUGUAAAGAUGCAGAGGUGCUUGGGACUCUCAGAUAUUACACAUUUCUUUGUGAGUAUUAUUCAUUACCGAAUAAUAGUUCAUGUUAUUGAUCUCUGAACCUCAAGAUGAUUUUUUUUCUCAGUUUUCCCAAGCUUCAUAACCAUGUAUGAAUUUUAAUUUAUCAAAAUUAAUGAAAAUUGCGUAUUGCAUUGUGUGGUUUCUCCAAGUGAUAUUUCUGAUACUUAAAAAGACACUGGCGUGACUCCUUUAGAAUGCUGGUGGAAUGACACAGAAUGUAACUUUUGCUGGCAUUUAUCGUUUGCUUCCUUACCUCUUUAUGCGUGAAAAAAUUCUCAGCUCCACAGAGGUUCCUUUUGUGUCACGCAAAAUACAAAUCAAUACAUUCGCUCCCUAAAAGUAAAUAGAAGGAUACUGGAGCCGAAAGGUGUCCUGCUUUUGUUUCGGGGAUCGUUAUUGGGGACGCGCCGGUCAGCUAUUGGCCAAUUUUUUCCUUCUCCCAGAAGUGCCAGAAGUCUGCGCGAAAUUUAACUCGGCCCAGUUCCCUUCUGGUUUCUAAAGUCUGUCGUUGAAACCCUACGCAUUGGUUAUGCCCAGUGCUGAGGAUGAGCCCGCAGUGAUGGCGAAACACUAUAGACAUGAAUUUUUUUGAUGUAUGUUUUUUUUUUCUGUUGUCGUUGUUGGCAGGUUUCCAUCGAGAGUGACAAUGUCAUGCCGAUGGAGAUGUUGCCAAUAAAUAACAAUGGCGGACAAGGAUACGGCUUCAUAUUAUAUCGAACAGAACUGUGGAAGGAGCCUUGGCAAAUAACCAUACACGAUAUCAGUGAUAGUGCUCAGGUAACCACAAGAGACGCACUUAGGAAAUGCAUCCAGUCCAAAAAAGAGGGUCGUAAUAACACGCGGUCUUAUUAAUAGGGUGGUCUAUGGUUGGGCAAGGGGGUUAGAUAGACAGAAUCUUUAUUUAUACUCAUUUACAAUAUGUAGCACGCUGGUACUAGUUUGAGCGAGCUAAAACUACUACAGUACGACCACUCGAACAGGAGCAGUUGGAAGAAGAUUAUCCCAUCACAACGGUUUUUGAAAACGAAGGAUUCUCAAGUUUUUUUGGCAAACGGACCAAUAACAUUCAUGAAUUUGAGGGCCGUUUCCUGAGAGGCCAGCUUAGUUCAAACAGUGUUAAAGUUUUCAACGGUUGCAUAGUUGAACCUUGAAUUUUAUUGGCCCGUUUGCCAAAAAAACUUGAGAAUCUUUUGUUUUACAAAAAAUCAACGUAAAAUAUAUUCAGGACUAACCUGUUUACUUCCCAAAGGUAACUCCUUUUGCUUUAAAUCUCAAUCAAAUGUUAGGGUAUGGGUAAUAAUUCUAAUGACCCAAAUGUUGUAAGGCAAGUUUACACGGUAGCAAUUUGCUUGCCAACGAAACAGCAAAUUUUAAAAAAUUGCCCAAAAUAAAAUCGAUUUAAAAUUAAGUCGUAUUACAAAAAAUCAGGUCACGCAAAACGGUUUAGUUCACGAAUCACAUUUAACUCAAAUCUUCGUUACAUGAAUCACGCUUAAUUCCAAAACCGCUUUCAAGUGCACGCAAAAUUUUCUGGUUAUUAGCAAUCACUAAUCACGAAUAUAUAAAAACGUCAAUUACGCUUCACGUUACCGAAAAAGGAUAGGCGACCCUCUUUUAUGUUCAGUCACGUCGAACAGUUGAUUACGGCUCUGCUUGUAACACAUUUAUUACUCCUUUACAGGUGUUACUCGAUGGCUCGGUCAUUUACCGAACAAAUUCGGCCAUGAAAAAGGGAACGUGGAAGAAUAUACACUACAUAGAUCAAAAAGAACUGUGGAAAGUAGUAAUAGAGCUGGAUAAACCAAACCAGGUACCACACUUACUUCAGUUUAGAUACGAUAUGAUAGAAAAUAACUGAGUGCAAUAUUGUGUAAUAACGAAAAAACACGUAAGCAUUUUUUUUUGGUGGUUUUAAUCAGACUCCUUAGCUGCAAGCACUAUUCUUGGAGCUGGCCGGCAAAAAAUCAACAAGUUUAUCUAGCAAAAAAAGAUCAUGGCAUAGGUGACGUCUACGAGACCAUAUGUUAGUACUAGGUAUGGAGGCUUAAUAAGAAAAAUCAAAACCGCUGUCCUGACAUUUUAGGCGAACAUUUUUUUUACCAAUAUGGCCAUAGUCCUCUUUCCUUUCGUUGAUGAUUAACAAAAGCAAACUUGCAGGAAAGGUGUUCUGAUUUCCGCUGAUCUUAUGCGGAACUGAAAAUGGUCUGUAAUGUAUUCGUAUACAGCGCACUAAGCUGUGACCAUUUUGUUCGCCUUUCGCCACUUGCAGAUCUCCCACAAUGCACCUUCUUUACCCCUCAUUUGCAUAAGCACAGCUAACGUAAAACCGCUAACCGCAAACAGCGGGUGGCCGUUUUCGGUAAGUUGGCCAAAACUCGAUCCUAAGGUCUCUGUUGAAAAAUGUUGAGCUUGAUUUUUGAAGCAGGAGGUCUUUAAAUCUUACUCGAAGGUAAAACUGGGGUAUUGCUAGACUUCCUACCAGAGAGCCUUUCCAGCCUCCCUCGCCCAUCGUUAUCUUUCCCUCCUCCGUGAACGUUUGGUCGUAGGCUAGAAGAUCACUGUUACUGUAGAGUCUCGAUAUGGAGAAGAGCUACGUGCCACAUUUUUUUCAGGGGACUGGGACAUUGUAUUCUUUAUAACAAGCCUACGUUGUGUCGGUUUCUUGUCCUAUAUAUUUUACUGUCAGUGAUUUCUACGAAGAGUAUUGUUCGUGAUAUAUCGGAGUUCUACUUUAGUAAUGAAAAGUCCCAUCUCUGGGGCGUAACGAUUCUGCAGAACUUAUGACGGGAUAGGUAUAUAGUAAACUCUCUCUGACAUGGACACCUUUGGGACAGGCACUUAGUGACUGUUUUAGAGGGAUGUCCAUCUUAUAGAGAGUCAAAAAAAGGGAGUAAAGAAAGGCAGGGACCAACUCUAGGUGUCCGACACUCUUAUCACUCUUAUCACUCUUAUCUGUCUUACAACGGACACGUCUAUAAGACGUACACCUGUAAAACGGACACCUGGAGUUGGUCCCUGUCUUUCUUUACUCACUCUAUUUGACUCUCUAUGGGACGGUCAUCUUUCUACGACGGACACUUAGUGCCUGUCCCAAAGGUGCCCGUUUUAGAGAGAACUGACUGUACACCCAGACAGGAGGGAUUCAACGUUGGUACUGUAAGCACAUUUAUAGGUUGAAUUGUAACUUGUUAUUGUUUGGUUACUGAAUGCAGGAUACAAAGAAACAUGUCCUGGAUAUUCUGGUUGAAAACAUGGGACGAUCAAAUAUUCUUCCUGUCAUGAACACUCAACGAAAAGGUAAAGGAACAUUGCUAAGCAUUCAAAAAAAAAUUCAGUAUCUCUAAAGUAAACGGGGUAGGAAGCCAAAAGUCAUAAUUAUUUUCAAGUAAGAACUAUUACAAUAAACAUUUGAGUAAGAUACAAGAAGACGUAACCGAAGAUUGGAAACCAGGCUUAAAAGAUCUGUCUAGUUGAUGUCAGGGGAAACUUGCUCCACAAAUUUCCGAUUUUAGCCUCUGACAUCUUUAGCAGCAAGGCAUGCGUAAUUUUAAGAGAUAACCGUUUGCUUUUAUUAAAGGAGGUUAAACCCUCUCCCGAUCACAAAAUGAUAAAACUUCCAACAUUUGAUAACUGUUUCCCCUACUAAGACAUUCUCGUUAAAACUCGUAGUAGAAUGACGACGGCUAUCACAUUUUCGCGCCAAAAUGACGCUGGUUCACGCGCGAUCACUACUUAUGAUUGAGAAGAUCUCGUUCUCCUAGUCGUCCUCGUUUUAGAAUCUAAAGCUCUCUAUUCUCCGCCCUGGAGGAGAUGCUUGUCCUUGGCACCGUAUUUGUUCGCUUAUGCCAUUGGUAGCCAUUUGUGAAGUGGGAGAGCGAGAGCUGUCAAGCAAGUAACGGAAUGCACUACCUCAACAGUGCUAAACAUAGUGUUAAUGAUAUAUGAAAUAAAUCAUAUAUGAACUGCGGAAAUGAAAUGAAAAUGCAGAAAUGAUCGUCGUUGUGAACGCAAUUUAUGCAAUUGCGUUAAGAAGCCUGAAAAAAAUUCAGGACUUCAACGGGGUUUGAACAUGUGACCUCCACGAUUACCGGUGCGAUGCUCUACCAACUGAGCUAUGAAGCCACUGACGUUGGGAGCAGGUCAAUUGUGGGUUCAUAUGUUCAUAUGUUUCUGACCGCGGAAGGAUUAGUUGGUCGCAGGCUCGAUUCCUGAGAGCGGAACAAUACUCAGGGUCUUACAAUAACUGAGAAAUGAGGGUACUUUCCUUUGCCCUGCAACGGCUUGACCACGUAAAAUGGCGGUCCCGUCUCCAGGAGGAGACGGAAAUAUAUUGUCCACAAUUAGUACUCAAGUGCUAAAUACAUGAACACUUUUCACUAAAGCACUUUUUAAAUUAAAGUACGCUUUUUUCGUUAUUGCGGAUUAUAAAGUGUAGACCAGAAUGUAAAGUUUUUAACGUACUUUGUUAAAUUACGUUCAGGUAUCCUCGGCGAUGUUUUUGUGGAUGGUAAGAAGCAAAGCGGUUGGAACAUAUAUCCUAUGGAGUUUAAACGAGAUUUUUUCUCCAAGUAAGUAAUUUAGAGUAAUGUAGCAUGAGUAUUAUACAUAAGGCAAAACCAAAAUAUCUCUGAUGAAUAGAUAACCAAAUUUUCUGCGCGUGCUUCGCGCACGAGAGAGCUCCGCAAUUUUUAUUUUUUUCUUUCACACAAAAAUGUUUACUGUUAUCAUUUUUCUAUGCUAAUGGCGCACAACGUUUUCGUUUCCAUUUCUAUGCUAGAUUGAGCGACUUUCCGUCGUCAUGGAAAAAAGUAACAGAGUGGAACAAACCUUACCCUCCGACCCUGUACCGAGGGACAUUUGAUAUUAAAGGUGAAAUAAAGGACACGUUUCUUCACAUGAAAGACUGGACCAAGGGCGUCGCUUUUAUAAAUGGCCAUAACUUAGGGAGGUACUGGGAACUAGGGCCACAAGAGACGUUGUAUCUUCCGGCGCCGUGGUUACGAAGCGGCAAUAAUGAGGUAAGUUUUACCGAACAGUUUCGUCUCAGUUAAUUCAUUGAAAACGCUAGAGGGCUAAUGCGAUUUUAUUUCGGGAGCUACGCGUCUAAAAUUCCUUUCUUUUCUUGCGGGAGCAAGGAAAGUGAGUUUAGAGAUAUUUAGAACAACGAUCACGAUGCGAUGAGUUUUGUUUGCAAAAGGGGCUUUGCGGUAACUGUUGUUUUGUUUCUGUUUGUCUGAUGUUAACAUGCAUAAAAGUGUCCCACAAAAGGUAAAAUAUCGCAGAUGAGAGGGUGUUAUCAACAGGGAGUUCACAAGUGUCGACAGUGUAAACCUAAACCUUACUGAGCAUCUCAAGUUACCGGCGGAGAAAGUGAACGCUAAUUUUACGAAUAUUCCUCUGAUCAAUUUCGUUUGUGUUUCUGUCUUUCAGCUUUUAGUGUUUGAGUUGGAAAAAUGCAAAGUUCCUGAAGUACCUUUCUCGCUGGAGCCAAAGAUCAAGGGAGAGACUGUUGAUGUAGAAUAA